CAGAUGGAGUGCUGUGUGCGUGUGUGGAGAUGAGCUGAAGUCAUGAGCCUGGGCUGUUGGAGUGGUUUUAAUCAGCAACCCGUUAGAGGAGAAUGGAAAACGUCUGACAGGGUGAAGAACUGAAUCGGACAUUGCUUGCCUUUCUCUGCUGGGGGCCUCUCAUUUCUUGCCUGCUGAUGUCAUGGAAGAACUCAAGUCCAGAAGUGAUGGAGAGAGAACUUGAGUACAGAAAACAUCCCUUUCUGCUUUUCUUUCAUGCUGGUGGAAAGCAGCCAGACUGGAAAGCAGCCCCUAUCAUGUGGAAAUGGGACAAACAGAUCUGAGGUGCCAUGGCUUGCCGGCAGAUUGUGCCUGGCCGGAGAUGGUGUCGUUUUCGCCCAUUCCUGAUGGUGCUGGUUCUGGCUGCCUAUCUCUUCUACCAGACCCUGAUGCCUUUAAGAUCCAAGAGACCAACCAUUCCUACAAGUGGCCAGGGACUGCUGCUCAACAAAGCAGUUGAGGUGCCACAUCAGACGCACCAAGUCCUUGCCAGGCGAGUCAGUUGCUUCCUUCCUUCUAACAAACAAAGGGGGCAGAAGGAGAUUGAGGAUACCAGUUUUAAGUUUUUUAGUAAUAAAGCUAAGGCAGCCAUACUGCACAUCCCUUCUUCUGGCAGUGGACAAGAUCUUCAGUUAUAUCAGCAAAUCCUUACACAACACAAUUAUAGAGUUACAGUUGUUGAAGACAGGAAGCUAAACAGAAAUGAACAUUUACAUCCAGAUGAAUUAAGUUCUUGGGACCUUUUGAUUUGCCUCUCAUCUAACAAAGAGGACCAUGAAAAUUGCUUAAAUAUAGUGGAAUCAUAUCAACCAACGCUACUGCAAAAGGCAAAUGUUCUCUCUCAAAUCCAGCAUCUGCUUUCCAGAAAGGAGGGAUUGUGCCAAAUAAUGAGAACAUUCCCAGAUUUGCAUCUUUCAAUUAUUUCUUCUGCUUGCCCAGAAUCAAAAAUUAUAUCUCUUCAUACACUCAAAUCAUAUGAUAAGAAUGAAAGGAUACGCUUGACAGAAACAUUACAUCAGCCAGUCAAGGUUGUUCACCAACAUCCAAUCCCCAUUGAGACAGAAAACAAGGAAGCCUUUAAGAUUCAAGAUUUUUCGAUCAUCAUCAAAGUGUAUGUGUUGGUUACAUCAUUAACACCUUUACAGGCAUUCAUUCAUUCAACUGGAAUUGUCUGGGAUCCACCUAAGAAGAAGCAUUUUUCAGUCAAGUUGCAAACAUUUUUUCAGACAUUUUUGAGGGCCGCUUCUCCACAGCAGGCUUUGGAGGACAUGAAAGAGGCAAUAAGCAAACUCUUGUUGAUAACUGAGGUUUUCAGCGAAGCAGCAUUACCUCAGCCACAAACUACUAGCCAAUGCAGUUCUUGCUUUCAGAUGUUAACUUUUGAUAUUGGAUUUGGACACACUUUUUAUCCUACUGUUCUUGAGGUACAUGAAUAUUUUGAUUUUCAAGCUGAUGAAGAUUCAUUUUCAGAGGACCAAAGUGUUAAAGAAAGUCUUCUAAGAGAUACAUUUAGUAUCCUGUUAUCAAAUCAAACAUCUUCUUCCACUUUCUUUGAAGCUAUGCAGAAUGUAUAUCGAUCAGCAAGAAUUAAGGAUGACCAUCUCAAGGAGAAUUCUGAUUUUUGCCUAACAUUAGAAGAAUUAAAUCCAUUGAUUAGCUUUGUGAAAGGGAUUCAUAAUCCAGGGCAGUUUGAAUUGCUUUUCCCUUCUGCUGUUCCUAAAAUCCAUUUUUUGCUGCAUGAUCUUUAUCGUAUAGUGAACCCAGGAAAAAAGCUUAAUUCCAUCCUAGCUCUUCAUUGGUUCCUUUCAAGUUUAUUUAAACAGUUCCAAGGAAUUAGCAAAGUAGCAUCUGCAAACCUUCCAAAAAUGCAAAACCGUUCAAGAAAUAAGCCUUUGAUGACAGCUAAAUGGUCAAAUCUUGGGAUUUCUUAUUCAGAAAAAGACAACAUUCAACUAAGGGUAUCCUCCCUCGUCAAGGAAAAAGAUAAAGAACUGCACAUUUUAAAUCUGGCUAAAGAAAUGCAUUGCAGUCAUGAUAAAGAUACACUACCUCAUAUCAGGCAGAUCAUCACCAGCCCACAUUUGGACUUAAAUCCUAAUUUUGACCCCAGGAUCAAAGAAUACUACACUGAGGUGCCUUUUGAUCUUUUGACAAUCAAGAUUAGAGCAGAACCCAUGAAUUGUCAAUGUGAAGCUCACUUGAAUGAGAGACAAGGACCAAGCUCUGCACAUUACCCACUUGGAUUAGGUAUAAACAUAGUAAUUAUUGUGGUAACAGACAAGUCUCAAUCAGUCAGUGAGAUCGUGAGCAUCUACAAAAUCAUCAUUUUUCGUGAAGACCGUCCAAGCUUGCCAUUGUUUGAUGAUUUCAUGCUGUGUGGUUUUGUACAGGAUUGUGGUUCAGUCAUUUAUCCUGAGGAAUCCUGCGGUUUGCAGCCUCUCUCUGCUGAAUACCUGUCAAUCAUUUCACAGCCACAGUUGAAGACAUGUGAAAUGGGGGAUGUAAAAGGACAGUGGGUUGUUCCUUGCCUUAGUUGUUCUGAUAAUAGAACCUGUGAUUGGAGGCAGAUAACAUGGCAGCCAAGAAAUUGUCAGUACCCUGUUCUAAAUAAACCAAAACUCCAGAAGUGUGUAGAAAGAAAAAAGGUUCUUUUCAUUGGUGAUUCCACUAACAGAGGGAUGAUGUAUUACCUGAUAGAGAGAGUGAAUGAGACACUUCAAGAAUGGCAAAAGGCACAUGGCAUGAAGUUUUAUCACAAUGUGAACAAUGGAAGCACUUUCAUUAGUUAUUCAUAUUAUCCCCAAUUCUGGAUCAGUGUCAGUCAAAGACCUACAUUUGAAGAAGCUCUAGAGCAGCUGCUAUUCAGAUCACAGCCAUUAGAGAAUACAGACCAGACCAUACUAGUUAUUGGUGGAGUCCAAUGGCUUAAUUUCAGUCACUUGCAUAUUAUUCAAAAAGUACUAAAGCGAAUGAAUCUCUCAAAUAUAAUGGUAGUGAUAAAAUCCCUAGGAAUGGGCUUUCAUCUGCCAGUAGAUGGAGUACACACUUUGUCGUCAGCAGAAAUACAGAAUUUGUGGAAAGAAAAUCUUGCUAUUCUAAACACUGCAAAACACUAUGGCUAUGAGGUGGUUGAUACUUUCAUUAUUACAAUGGGACGGUACAAGGAAUUUUUGCAAGGGAAAUGUGGAUGUCAUUUUCAUGAGGUGGUGAAAUCAAAGGCAUCUGAAAAAGGCUUUCCUAUAGCAACGACAUUCUCAAGACGCUAUAUUCUGGGCAAAUAUUUCAACAACCAAAGCAAUCUCGCAAAACUGCAAGCAGUUUAUGCAACCAAUUCUCAAUCUCCUUAUCAUGUGAGAGGCCCAAUCAAUCAAGUUUAUUCUGAAAUCCUCCUCAGCAGGAUCUGUGGGAACAACAGAAAGGAUGUCAGCGUGUAAUUUUGAAUGGUAGGCAUGUAGAGCUCAAAGACUCCCCACUUUCCCAUGGAGUAGCCCACGGAUCCUCUCCAAUUUUUGUACACAUUUCUCUGAAAGGCGGAACAGGCUAGCAUAAUUCAAGGCAUGUGGGCAUUUCAUCAAAGCCUUAAGAAAAUCAAGAUGGAUCUUCUUAGAUUUGUGGUUUCAGAGGGAGAAACAGAAGCGCAAGAGGCGAAAGCAAGAAGAAAGAGUUACUUGAAAGAGCGCCCAACAUUAAAUCAGAUGUAAGCUAAGUUUAUGCAAUAUUGUAUGAUAGGAUGUACUGCAAUGCAUUAUCUCAUUCCAUGUGUAAAGUUUUUAUCGUUAUAAAUGAAAAAAAAUCAAUAGAGGAAAAUGUACUUUAAGCAUUUGCAUCGAGAAAAUGAUAGCAUCAGUUCUAAGACUGCCACCCCCCAAAAAAUCUCACAAGAUAUUUUUCUCCAAAUUAUGUGCCAUCAAGUCAGUUUCGACUCCUAGUGACUACAGAUAAAUCGUUUUCCAUGACAAACUGUCCAUAACUUGGUCUUUUACUUCUUCCAACAGUCUAUACAUCACCACGGUAACUGAACACAUCCACCUUGUUGCUAGUUAUCCUCUUCUUCUCUUUCCUUCCAUCCUUCCCAGCAUUAUAACCUUCUCUAGAUCGCUUGAAAUAAUGUGUCCAAAGCAGGAUAAUUUGAGCUGGAUCUAGUGAGUAUUUUGGGUUGAUCUUGUUCAAAUUAAUCUGACUUACAUCCAAGAUGCUAGGUAACUUCCACUUGUUGCUCUAUUGUACCGAUUAAGGUUACACAAGUACCAUGUGGCUGUAUGAAGAAGUUCUGUUCCUUCUUCUUUGUUCUUUGUUGGUUAGAUCAGUGACCCCCAACCUUU
Molecule: messenger RNA, 4361 nt
Organism: Notechis scutatus (mainland tiger snake)
Lineage: Eukaryota; Metazoa; Chordata; Lepidosauria; Squamata; Elapidae
Gene: CPED1
Product: cadherin like and PC-esterase domain containing 1
Biological process (GO): protein modification process
Source: RefSeq, a predicted model, not a curated record